Messenger RNA from Coregonus sp. 'balchen', 2809 nucleotides. Lineage: Eukaryota; Metazoa; Chordata; Actinopteri; Salmoniformes; Salmonidae. The record is from the annotation of a GenBank genome assembly.
CUAUUUGAUCCACAGUUAAUGGACAUGCCCAAGGCAACACGAAUUCUGUUAAGUAACAAUAUCAACCAAACCGGGAAAUGUCAAAACGCAAAGAGAGCGCCAUGUCACGGUGAGACUAUUAAUAACUGGGGGCAAUAAAUAACUGUGGCAAAAAAGGAGAGUGUUGUUGGAUUACUUUACGAAGACAACAGAGGGCAGUGUUGACAAAGAAUCCAAGGUUUUCAAUAAAGGCUGUUCAAUAAAAGGUUAAAGUUGGAUAGGCACUCUGUAUCUACAACUUUGUAAUUUUAUAUACUGAUUAGCCUGAAUUCAAUAGUAAAGCUCCUAACUGAAGCCCUCUUUGUUUACAGAUCAGAGUUAACAAGGGAGCUCUUGGGCCGGUACAUCUCAGACACCCUCAGCCACAUUCACACAGUGAGGGAGUUCUGCGACAGGCAUUCCAAAUGGGCCCUUCAGAGGGAGACAGAACUGGAAAUGAUGAGGGACAUCAAGGAGAGGGCAGACAGAAUUGACCUUAAGUUCGACCAUGUCCGUAACUCGGCGACCAAGGCCAAGGCGUUUGGGGAGUUCGUAUGGAGCGGUCUGACCCAGGUGACUGCAGACAGUAGGCGUGAGGAGCUGGAGAAGGAGCUGGGUGCUGUACUAAAGGACACUCUGGGAGGCCUGGAGAAGCUGGAUUACUUCCUGGAUGCUAUGGAGUGUCUGGCAGUCACCUGUCUGUUCGUGUUUGAGGAGAACAGGUUCCUCUGUCUGCCUCUGGGGACGAGCCCUGCCAGUGUUCAGGCUGUCAUCAUUGCUGCCAGAAUAGCCUGCCCUCUCCUCAUCCACUUUAAGAGGGAUGCUAAGGCCUUCUUUAUGCCCAGCCUGCUCAAUGUAGAGGUGCUGGCCUUCCAGCUGGAUAGAUACAUACAAAUCAGCCAGCAGCUCUGUAAGAGGAUGGAGAAGCGGUAAGUGGAGCUCCCAUCACAAUUUCUUCAACAUUAACUUAUGUAAUGUUCUUCAUUGCCAUUUUACAAACACAUGAUGUCAAUUUUUUCCUUCUAGAUUACAGAUCAGACCACAGCCUGAGAGUAAACUUGGGUAAGAUCCCUCACACAGUUUUAAUAUCAGCAUUCAUUUUAUAUUAGCAUAGUUGUACUAUUUUCCUUUCAUUUUUGUCCUUCUCAGAUGUCAUUUGACAAGGUUAUUUGGCUUAUGUGAUAUAAUUCCAAUGCCACAUAACAAUGUAAUGAAUAUAAUGUAAUGUUGAAAUUAAUAUGCAUUGUUACAGUAGCUACAUCAGUGAAAUGCUGUUUUGGAAAAAGAAGAAUUACAUCCCUGUGGUCAACCUUGGUGAUGUGAGGGAAGAGUCCAUACAAAAUAUGCUCCAACAUUUGAAUCAGCUGAGUGAUAUCAGGUAGGUUAUUCUGCCAUGGUUUGGUUCUUCUCUUAAAACCUAUGUUGACAUUUUUUAACAAGAUUCAAGAACUAGUCUAUUGGAAUACAGUAAAUAGAUAUCUUCCCCCUCUGUCAGGAUGGACCAGCACCUCAGACUGACGUUCCUGUUCCAAGAGGCUGCUCAGUGCUUCAUUGGCCGGUUCAGCCAGCGCCGACCCAGGAUGGAGCAGUUUCUGACCAAGCUGGAGGAGAGUGCUGUGCAGCUGGACAGGAUGAAGCUGGGGGCUAAGAUCUCCAGUGUGGCAGGCAGCUCAGUGGGGGUGGCUGGAGGGAUCCUAACCAUCGUGGGCUUAGCUCUGACCCCUGUCACUGCUGGGGUGUCAAUGGCUCUCACUUAUGCAGGGGUCAGCCUGGGGGUCACCAGUGGGGUCAACAGUUUAACCACUGGCAUCACAGAGAUGAACGUCAAUAGCAUCCAUGAGAAGAAAGCCAGUAAAGUCUUCCAGAGUUUCAUGGAGGACGUGGAGAGUCUCCAGGAGUGUCUGGAGGAUGUGGCCAGGAAUAUGGAGCCCAUCCUGGGGCAGAGCAGGGUGGACAUGGUUGGAGCAGGGAAGGUGAUUGCCACCACUGGGGCCAUCGGAAAAGGCAUUGACUUCCUAGUUGACCUUUCCUCAGGUUUGAAGCCGGUGAAAGUCCUUAGAAAUGAAGAUCUGAUCACAAGCGCUGGUAAGUUGGCGCUCCAGGAAGGCAAAGCAGCACAAAACCUGCCCAAGCUAGCAGGGGACAUCCCGGGCAUUGGACAGGUGGCCCCACUAGCCCUCUCCAAGUCAGCGCGGGCUGGUCUCAUCAGCAUCAACGCCCUCUUCAUUGGCCUGGAUGUCUUCUUCAUCUGUAAAGACAGCGUCGGCCUGGCCAAAGGCAGCAAGAGUGAGAGGUCUCAGCUCAUCCGUGCCAGAUCAGCAUUGUGGCGCACAGAGCUGGACUCCUGGCAGAGGAUCCAUGACUCGCUGUGUAGAGGUCAAUUCAUGUUAGAGAAAAGCCAGAUUGUCCUGGAGCAGCCAUUUUACCCUCUGGAGGAGAAGCGGAGAGGGAAAAACUCCAUGUGUAUGACGCAGUAAGACAACGUCAAUGACUUAACAGUCUUUUAAGUUAGGGCCUCUCAAACAAACUGUACAGUGGCACUUAGAAUGUUCAACAAUUAAACAUAAAGAGAUGACACAAAGCACUUUUUCCAUUUUCAUCAAUCAUUCUGUACACAAGUCUAAUUUUAUAAUCAACUUUACAAUUGAAUGUUAUAAUAAAUGAAACUAUCUGGGCAAUUUAAUGAAAUGUAUUCAGCUUGGCACUUAUUCAAAGUAGUCUGUUAAUUAUCAUGGCCUGAUGUUUCCAAAAUAUGUGUUCCGUGUAGUCAAAAUACUGAAAUGAAAUGUAA